Nicrophorus vespilloides is the source of this 520-nucleotide messenger RNA. RefSeq lists its product as uncharacterized. NCBI's taxonomy places the organism in Eukaryota, Metazoa, Arthropoda, Insecta, Coleoptera, Silphidae. Gene Ontology annotation, cellular component: mitochondrial inner membrane. The transcript has a single exon. The record is from RefSeq and is a predicted model, not a curated record. Gene Ontology annotation, biological process: mitochondrial electron transport, ubiquinol to cytochrome c. The coding region runs from base 19 to 336 and encodes 105 amino acids.
UCACGACACUUGCACAAAAUGGGCUGUGAACGUGAAUCUGAGAGGAGACGACGAAUGGAAGAGGAAUGCGAGUGUCCGGAGGAGGAAGUCCCCAAGAAACGGGGAGGAUAUAAACCUCCUUCAGGUGAUUCUGACCCUCAACCACUCUUUCGGCUACCACAUUUUCUCCAAGUGAUUGGACCCAAGCACGUGAACGCAGCCAAAGGGUUUAUACCAAGUAUGCUCUUCUACGGUGUUGCCUCCUUAAUAGGCAUCAUCUACAUAUGCGACUGGAAGACCGUUCUCCAGUACAUGCCGUAUUACAAUGGCAAAUAUCCAACCAAGAAAGAUGAGUAACGAUUCGACCAACAAGAAAAAAAAAAACAGUUCUUUUUUCUUCAUAAUUUUCGAUUUGAUUUCUCCAUGUAAUUAUUUGGACUCUAGUGCUUCCGUAGUAUAAAUGUCAAGUGCCGAUAAAUUGCAAAUAUACCCAGAAAAUAUAUUAAUCGAGUAAAUUUUGAAUGACCCAUAUACAUUUAUA